Messenger RNA from Rhipicephalus microplus (southern cattle tick), 1443 nucleotides. RefSeq names its product putative ATP-dependent RNA helicase DDX5. The record is from RefSeq and is a predicted model, not a curated record. Lineage: Eukaryota; Metazoa; Arthropoda; Arachnida; Ixodida; Ixodidae. Gene Ontology annotation, molecular function: ATP binding; nucleic acid binding.
AUGUCUAAGCGCGACCGAAUCGGGGACGGCCACCGCAAUGUCGCAAAGUGGCGCCGGCACCGCGCGUCACGACAACCGCGCCCUAGCCAGCUGUCCAGUUCGUUGCACUUGCCGCCGUGGCACCACAUCAAGCUGCCACCAUUUGAAAAAAACUGGUACCGGGAACACGUCAACACAGCCCUAAGGUCAGACGACGAGGUUGACCAUUUCAGAAAGUCCAACGGAAUCACCGUGAAGGGAGACUACGUACCCAAGCCCAUACUCUGCGCUAGCGAAGCAAUCCUUCCCAACUCCGUGAUAAAAACCAUCCAGGACCAGAGUACUUUCACGCUCACAGCCGUGCAGGCUCAAUGCUGGCCAGUGGCACUUCAAGGAAGGGACCUUCUGGUCACUCUACAGAACAGUCCAGAAGGCAAGACCCUGGCAUACCUUGUUCCCGCCAUUGUGCAUGCCAUGAACCAGCCUCCCGUUCAGCCUGGGGAUGGUCCAAUUGCAGUGGUGCUGGUGUCUGUGCGGGAAACGGCACGACUGGCUCAGCAGGCAGCAUCCAAAUUUGAAAUGCACACCGGAGUGCGCAGCACCUGCCUCGUCUCACGAGAUACCGACGGACAGCAAGACACGCACCUGAAGAGAAGCAACGAGCUGUGUGUUGCGACACCCGGUCACCUCCUGUCUUUGCUGCAAGAGGGCAAGGUGAACCUCUCUCGAUGCACGGUCGUGGUUGUCGACGAGCUUGAUCGCAUGUUGCUUCUCGGAUUGGAGCCAGUAAUUCGGCAGGUUUUCAAGUACGUGCGGCCGGAUCGCCAGACGCUGGUGUGGGCAGCCGCGCCGUUGUCCAUGGACGCACGUGCGUUCGCUAUAGAGAUUUGCGUGCAUGGACCCGUAGAAAUCAUCGUCGAGCCUCCUCGAGGACUGGUCGACCCACAAGUGAGACACGAUGUCCGAGUGUGUGGGGACGCGGGAAAAAUGGACGUGUUCGCUGCCAUCUGCGAGGAACUUUUCAACGGAGAGCGAGCAGACCAGAAAGAAGAAAAGGCCAUAGUGUUUGCCGAUUCCGCUCAGACUGUCGACGACCUGACGAGGAUGAUUCGGCGGUAUCCGCGUUGCGUCAUCGGCGUUCACGGCCACCAAGCCGCGGGUAAUCGGCAAUGGGCUAUCAACGCAUUCCGAGUAGGCUGGUACGCCGUCCUCGUGACGACCGGUUCCGUGUCCAGAAGGCUGGACACGUCGGAGAAAGUACAGUUCGUGGUGAACUACGACUAUCCGGGAGGUCGCGAUGAAUACAUCCGCCGGACCGGCCUUGCGACUUCCGCGGUGUACACAAUAUUCACGCCGCGAAAUUACCAACACGCCAAAGAACUGAAAUCAAUCCUAGAUAGUGCCAAGCAGGAAGUUAGUCGAGAGUUGGUAAAUAUCGGAGUCUCCGGAAGGCGCAAUAUUUAA